Molecule: messenger RNA, 2502 nt
Organism: Psilocybe cubensis
Lineage: Eukaryota; Fungi; Basidiomycota; Agaricomycetes; Agaricales; Agrocybaceae
Exons: 9
Coding region: 1-2502 (833 amino acids)
Source: RefSeq, a predicted model, not a curated record
AUGGAACACGAGUACAACACACGUAGCUUGUGGGCAAACCAAACCAAGGAAAAACAAGUCUCGCGUAGUCCCGAAGCCCUGCGAAGCUAUAGAAAUUCUGCACAGCUUGAGCAUAUCGGUAUCGUGCAGCGUCGGCAGCAGCAUAUUGUCAGGGAAAUGGAUAGCGAGUUCAAGUUCAUCAGAUGCCCUGUCGAGAGCUUCAUGAACACCUACCUGCCUUUUGUCCCAAAUGACAAGGAAACGCAAUAUUUUGUCCAGCAACUUUUACAGGGCACUUUAACGGGGGCUGGUAAUGCUUCUCAUUCCAGCGACGUAACUACACGGCCAGUGUUGUCUGUAUUAACGGGAAACGAGACAACUUUCGCUUUUCGAGAUUACCCACUCCAGAGAAAGCGGGGGCGGCAGUCUAACAGCAAAAUCACCGUCUUUCGAGGAUGGGAGAAGAUUGCACAGACCAUUGGAAAUAUUGAAUAUCCUGGGGAACGAAAACGCAACAAAUUCAGCUACGCAAACGUGCCGAACAAGAGGAUAGCUUCCUCCAACCGAGGCUACAACAACAAAAUCGAUGCCGCAUUUGUUGCAGCCUGCGAUACGCACAAGCCGCUUCAGACGACCGACGUAGCUGUUGUAGUCGGGCACAAAGUUGCUGCGUCGCACACUCGGCAAAACGCGUUACAUGUCGUCUCUUCCAAUGUUCAGAUUAUGAACGAAGACGUACGUCGUAUGUUCACUUUCGGGAUAACAGCCGAAAGGCAUAAUGUCACGCUGUGGUAUCAUGAUCGUUCACAUUCAGCCGCAUCGUAUCCCUUUAACUUAUCCACGAAUCCUAAAUUAUUCAUACAAGUUCUUAUUGCAUUUUUGUUUGCAACGGAAGAAGAGCUUGGCUACGAUUCAAUGGUAAAGCUUAAACCCGACCGAAACUACACAUUCAAGAUUCCAAGUUUACCGGGCAGCGACAAGGUUCGGUUCUUUCGCACCGUGGAGGGCCUGUCGCUCUAUCAUUCGAACGGCAUCACUGGUCGAAUGACGCGUGUUUAUAAAGUCGUUGAAGUCAGAGAAAACGGCGAAGCGUUUGGAGAUCCUCUCGUUUUGAAAGACGUGUGGCUCGACAGCUCUGCGAAAACGGAAAAAGAGAUACAGAACGCCAUUUUUACCGAUAUCAAACAAUUUUGGGACUGCCCAGACGACCCGCCGGAAUUAAAAGGCUUCAAAGAAUCUCACAAAAAUAUUGUUGGCGAUGACAGCUAUAAGCAGUACUUUCUCCAGAUUGUCCUGGACUACAGCGGACAGAAAACUAAAGUACGAGUAGAGAGAGGAACCGAAGUCAGAGGUUUCUUCGACGCUGAGCAAGACCUCGCACUGGAUGCUCCGGUAACUGGUACCGCAUCACAAGGAUCGCAGUCUAUGAAUGAUCAGACAUUUGUAAACACACAGCGAAUUGUUUCCCAACCACCAGCACUUCCAGCUAUUCCAAGCGAGCAGAAGAGGCAAUAUCGCAUCCUUUUCAAGGAGAUUUGUAGACCUUCUGGACGGCUCGAAACCCUUGGAGAAGUGGUCAAUGUGCUAUCGCAAACCCUCAUCCCGCUCCAGCUUUUGUUUUUGCGCGGGAUGGAGAGCAAGGGCCCGUGGCUCGCGAAGCUUUCUGACCUUGAAUAUGCCAAGAAAUUUUCUUUGCCAAAAGGUACUGCCCCCGCAGCAGAUCAAAAGACCGGAACACCGUACUUUAUGCCUCUGGAGCUUAUGAUGUCGUCUUACCUCUUUUCUGCUGAAUUCAUCAAUGCAAUCAUCGAAGCGCCCCUUGAUCCUGCCAAAAAUACAAUCAAAACUGAACAAAAACGUAUAAACGCGGAGAGGCUCGCCCAAUUCAAACAAAAGCUUCAGAUGUCUACAACUGCCAAAAAGGCCACUGGAGUCGUUCACAAUUUUCAGUACGAUUUAGAAUCGAUAUGGUGGAUUCUUCUCUGGAAUAUAUGCUGCCGUCUUCACCCAGAGCACUCGACACAGUCCCUCCAGGACUUUGGCAAGGCUAUUUUCGUGAAUGAGAUGAAGCCAACUGAUUCCAGAAUGAGGUGCAUCACCGAACCCUCAAUCGGAGAAUCUAUCGUCGCCGAGGCACCAGAAUCGCUUUUCCCUCUUGUCAGUGCUCUCUUUCUGUUGAGGCAUGAUCUCUACCAGCACUACGUCGAUCGUGGUAAAAGGGAAACAUAUGAUGAUAUCAGAUCGUACUCUAAGAUCCAUAACAUCUUCUUCUACAUCUUUAAACUCCUCAAUAAAGAAGUUACUGAGGCUUCUGAACCUCAAAAUCCUGACGACGAUGAAGGGGAUUCACAUUGGUCCAAAAUCCCUUUAUUGGUCAAGGAACGUAUUAGGAAUUCUGGGGCAGAAGGAUCAGCCGUGGGAGAACCGGAGCGUAAGCGUCCUCGAUCCAACGAAGACCAUGUCGAUGCGAGGGAGGUCGAGAGCGAAGGUAGGACCGGCGCCAAGCAAUCUAGAAAGAAGUAA